UUUGAAAGCGAGAGAUGACCUGGAAGUAAAUAAACAUCACAUGUUGGUGCGUUUGAAAAUGUCGACCGACGGAGCAGCUAAAAGAAUCAACCCUGUGACUUCUCAGUGUGAGGAGCGCGUGGACUGGAAGAAAAGGAAAACAGAAGUAAAAGAAGCAAAGAAGCAAAGGAAAGCGGCCAAGCUGAUUAAUCAGUUGGAAAAGCAGAAAGAACAAGAGGCCCAAGAAAGAGCCGAACUAGAAAGAAGCCACAACAAAAAAGGUCGGGCAUACACAGUGAGCGUGGCCCUGCCGGGUUCUGUCCUGGACAACGCUCAGUCCACUGAACUACGUACAUACCUGGCCGGACAGAUUGCUCGAGCCUGCGUCGUGUUCUGUGUCGAUGAGAUCAUUGUGUUUGACGAGCAAGGGGACGAUGUCAAGAGCACUGAAGGAGAAUUUAACGGCGUGGGGAAGAAAGGGCAGGCUUGUAUUCAGCUCGCCAGAAUACUUCAGUACCUCGAAUGUCCUCAGUACCUACGCAAGUGGUUUUUCCCAAAACAUCAAGAUUUACAGUAUGCAGGUCUGCUCAACCCUUUAGACAGUCCUCACCACAUGAGGAUAGAUGAGGAGUCAGAAUACAGAGAAGGAAUUGUCCUCGACAGGCCAACCAAACAAGGUCAAGGUUCAUUAGUCAACUGUGGCAUGAGAAAGGAAGUUCGUAUUGAUAAACAGCUGCAGUCUGGACUCCGAGUCACAGUCCAGCUCAACGAGACGCAAAAUCAAGAAAGUAAAAUUUGUAAAGGUGUGGUGGUGGCUCCACAUGUGCCCAGAACUGAAGGAGGUCUCUACUGGGGUUACACUGUCCGCCUGGCGUCUUGUCUCAGUGCAGUUUUCACAGAAAGUCCGUAUAAAGAAGGAUACGAUCUGACUAUUGGCACAUCAGAGAGAGGCAGCGACAUGGACCAAACCACACUGUCGCCAUUCAAGCAUCUUGUGGUGGUGUUUGGGGGUCUUCAGGGAUUGGAGGCCAGUCUAGAUACGGACCAAAACCUGGAUGUGACUGACCCCAGUGUUUUAUUUGACAUUUACCUCAACACAUGUCCAGGUCAGGGCAGCAGGACCAUUCGCACAGAGGAGGCCAUCUUAAUUUCCAUGUCAGGCCUGAGACAGAAGAUCACAGCUGCUUUUCCAGAUGUUUCCACUGGCUGAUUGAAUAAUGAGUGAUGGAGGAACGUAAAUAAAGACAUGUUUGUAGAUGUUU
This is a messenger RNA of Paralichthys olivaceus (Japanese flounder), 1241 nucleotides long. Lineage: Eukaryota; Metazoa; Chordata; Actinopteri; Pleuronectiformes; Paralichthyidae. The record is from RefSeq and is a predicted model, not a curated record.